This is a messenger RNA of Mycena citricolor, 1620 nucleotides long. NCBI's taxonomy places the organism in Eukaryota, Fungi, Basidiomycota, Agaricomycetes, Agaricales, Mycenaceae. The record is from the annotation of a GenBank genome assembly.
CGACGACGAAGAGCAGGCGACCCUGCCCCUGCCCCGUCGCUCCUCGCCCUCCUUCAUGCACGCUAUCACCGCGCUGCAUUUCCCAGUCUCGAGUCUCGACCCCCCUGACCCGUCACGCCGUGCGAACGUAGAGCGGAGAUUGUCGGCUGGUCUCUCUGACACUGGGCGUCGUUCCCAGGCCGCUGUUGGGUGCACGCCGACCUGGCAACACGCGAGCAGUUCGGGAGGAGUCACUCGGCCAGUCAGACAUCCGGAUUUCUCCAAAGUUUGCAUUUCGGAGGCUGUCUUUGCGUGACGGCUGGGAAAUGGCUGUGGUUACGGUCCGUCAGUGCGAUCGUCAUGAUCCGGGUGCAGUCGCAGAUGGAUGGACGGAUGGAUGAAUGAGAGCCUAUAAGGAUGCCUGGUUCUCGGGCAUCUGGUGGACACAGGUCGCCUUGGUCGUCGUUGUCGCGAAGCGGGCUUGUUUUUUCCCAUCCUUGUUUCCCCUCCACUCGGUCUCUUUCUUCCCCGUUGCUUUUUCCGUGCUCAGUCGUGGGCUUAGUCCUGAUGGCUGCUAGUUCAGUUCUUGUCUUCUCCUUCUCUCUCGUUGCCAAUACCCACGCACUUUAUGUGCCACAUUUGGACACCAGUUUUGCACGCAUCCCGCCAUUGAAACCUCGGGCCUCAGAAGCCGCAGCUUCAGUGCCUGCCGUUGAGGUUCUGGGUCUCAUCGCGGCACUUCUGGCCGCGCUCGGCGUUAUGGUGAUCGCUGGCGUAUAUGUGCACCGCCAUAGGCUGACCGCCGAGCCUGAGAAGCCGAGGUUCGGUGUCCGCCUGGGACUGGAUGGGCAGGGGAAGUUGUCGGGGUUGGAGGACACAGACGCGGAGUUCCAGCCGACGAAGACGAACAGGCUCGCAGCGGAGACGCCGCUGGUCGGCCCCACACCCAUCUUCAUACCCCCGCGAGCGCACCUGGAGCCCGUGAGCCUCCCGCGCCCCUCGAUCAAGCCUGGCGUGGCCCGCUCGCCGAUGCACAUGCCGAUGCCCACGGCUAGACGACGCUCGCGCUCGCAACUUGGCGCGCAUCAGGGCUCCGUCGCCCCACUUCGCCUCCUCCCACCGACUCCGGGGCGCAGUCAAGACCCACAGCCCCGCCAACACUCCUUCGUCCUCCCGUCGAAGGUGCCUGGCUCGCCGUCUGGGAUUUCUACUUCCGACACCAAGGACGGGCGAGGAAGUGUGCGUGCUCCAGUUCCGACCCCGUCUGCGUCGGAACACGCACGGCGAGACGCGUACCUGCGCAAGCAGCUUGAGAAACUCGCAUUCUUGAGCGAGGACCCGAUGAGCCGCCGUCACUCCGACGCUGACACCGACGCGGCGUCGCUUGUGUACAGCCUGCUCUCGGCUUAUCCUACGGAUGACGCUGCGUCCAUCGCCCAUUCAGAUAUGAGUGUGGGAGUGCUGCAAUUCCGGAGGCCCUCCGAGGUCGACACGAUGAGUCGUGGGAGCGGUCGCAUCAAUUUACCCUCGCCAUCGUUGACUGUUCCGCACUUCUAAGGCAGCAAUAGGUUAACAAUGUGUAUUUCUGCGGCGUGUAAUUAAGUCAGAUUGUUUCAUAUCUCUCGUAUAAUUCAAUACCUG